ACCCCAAGUCUCCUAUCGACUUAUCAACCCUUUCCCUCACCAGCCCACCCAUCCUCACCAUGUCUAACCACGGAAACCGCGGCGAUUCGUACGGUUCGGACGACAAAUACGGGUCAGGCAACAACGACUCGUACGGUUCUGGCAACCAACGCUCGAACAACGACACGUAUGGUUCUAGCAACAACGAUUCCUAUGGCUCAGGAAACAAGCGCUCGAACGAUGACGACAAUUAUGGUUCCUCCAAUAACGAUUCAUAUGGUUCAAACCAGCGCCCUUCCGCCGAUGACACAUAUGGCUCUAACAAUCGCUCCAACAACGACGACAAUUACGGUUCCAACAAUCGCUCGUCUAACAACGAUUCGUAUGGUUCCAACAAUCGUUCGUCCAACAACGAUUCGUAUGGUUCCAACAAACGUUCUUCCAAUGAUGAUUCCAACGAUUCGUACGGCUCUAAACCAUCCGGCGGUUCAUACGGAUCCUCUAACCAGGACUCGUACGGCUCCAACAAAGAUUCGUACGGGUCUUCUGACCAAGCCUCGUACGGUUCCAAGAAAGGCGGCGACUCGUACGGAUCCUCUAACCAGGACUCCUACGGCUCCAACAAAGACUCGUAUGGAUCGUCCAAGGAUGACAAUUCGUACGGGUCCUCCAACCAAGACUCCUACGGGUCCAAGGGCCCUUCCAAGACAACUUCUGGUGAUGAUUCGUACGGAUCGUCCAAGACCUCUUCGGACGACAACAACUACGGUUCUUCCAACAACGACUCCUACGGUUCGUCUAACACCUCGUCCGGCAACAAGCCUCCCACCGACUCGGACAACUACGGCUCAUCCAACACUCAGCCCCCUAAGCAUGGCCAUGGCAGUAAUUACAUCACGGACACUUUGAAGGCCACUGCAAGCAAGGCUGGCUACGACAUCGAUGACGCCACCGCUGACAAGAUCGGCGAAGGUCUCCAAGAAGGUCUCAAGAAGUUUGGUGGAGGAAAAUUCGGUUUCUGAGGGACUGUAUCGAUUGGUCAGAGCAACGGCAGAAUCAAUGAAUUAAAUGUACUUUAUACAUGGACUCGGAGUUGGUACUGAACAGAAGUAGACUUGAGAGAUGAUCUUUCAUGAGCUUUGGUCACGUCAAACAAUCAGAGAACAAGCGUCUGCUUUGUAUUGCUCAGAUGAGCAAUCGUGUCGUC
Laccaria bicolor S238N-H82 is the source of this 1186-nucleotide messenger RNA. RefSeq lists its product as uncharacterized. The coding region runs from base 60 to 1001 and encodes 313 amino acids. The record is from RefSeq and is a predicted model, not a curated record. The transcript has 4 exons. Lineage: Eukaryota; Fungi; Basidiomycota; Agaricomycetes; Agaricales; Hydnangiaceae.